AAAGGCCGCUGUUUGCUUUUGUCAUUGUCAUUUAGUGGUCAUUUUAUUUGCCAUACUUAACUCAUUGAGUAUUGAGGACUUGCUAUUUUCUUUAUCUUUAGAAAACAACUUAUCGCAUACACUAGAACGAAUCAAUGUCAGCACCACGCUUCUAUAAAUGAUUAGUAUAAUAAUUUCAAUGUAAACGUCCUCAGUUGAUAGCCACUUCUUACUUGAUAAACAAGUUCCUUGGCGAUUUUUUUUAUUUAAAAAAAAUACUUUGCAUUACACGCACCGCACGGUUAUAGUGAUUUAACCAUUAUAUUCGUUGUAAUCAGUGAACAAUACUGUGUUAGUUUAAGCUUAACUUUGAUUUAAGUGAACUGUUUUAUAACUAUAAAAGUUUUACUAUGUCAGUGCUAAAUAAAAUCAAUGUUUCUAUAAGUAAAGGAUUGAGACGUCUUCGCAAAUCCAAACAUCUAAAUGGGGCCAUUCGCAACGCCAGCACGGGGCAACCUAAUCUGCAUAUGGACAAAUGCCUCAUAGUGUCUAAGGUCACCCGCUACGAGUAUGAGAAACACAGUCUCGACAACAUAUCCGACGCGGAAUUGGAAGCUGUUCUUCGAAAGCGAGGCUCAGACUUCGAUGCCAUGCUGCAGAACCACAGGGAACAGAAGGCUUUCGAGCAAAGUGUGGCCAGGAGUCUGAGGGAGAUGGGGCGAAAAGUCGAAAUGGCUAGCAGAUUGACGUACAACGAGGAUCUGAUAAAGUGGUGCGACGUUGUCGUGCCCUGCGGCGGGGACGGCACGUUCCUUCUCGCUGCUUCUAGAGUAAGGGACGCUAACAAGCCGGUGAUCGGGUUCAACAGCGCGCCGCGCCGCUCCGUGGGCCGCCUGUGCCUGCCGACCUGGUGCUCGAAUGAUGUCAAAGGUGCGCUCCACGCUUUGAAGGAGGGUCGGUUCAGAUGGAUGCGGCGAUCUCGGAUACGAACGACUGUCACUUGCGAAGCCAAACUAUUGGACACCAUAACACCAGUUGACCUACAUACGCUACAUUACAGCAGAUAUUCAGCAGUGUCUCAGCCCCUGGACAAUCCAGAAAGCCCUCAAUCAUCAGGUCUGCAUCGGGAACAGUUCACUACAGAGCAGAAGAAUUCGGUGCUGCACACUAAAGUGCUACCGUUUUUGGCCCUCAACGAGGUAUUCAUAGGCGAGAGCGUGACAUCGCGAGUGUCGUUGCUCCGACUUCAAAUAGACAAGGGCGCGUGGACUCACACGAAAAGCUCAGGGCUGUGUGUGAGCACGGGCACGGGCAGCACUUCGUGGCAUUACAGUAUAAACUGCCUUCGCACCCACUCUGUCCUGGAGCUGAUGAAAAUACUCUCCAAGGAAGGAAUAGCCGUUGAUACUACGUUGGAGAAAGCGAGGGAAGUCGCUGAGAAAUAUAAUCAGAAGCUCAUGUUCGCCGCCGACUGUGACAAGUUGGCCUAUUCUGUCCGAGAAUACAUAACGUUCGAGGAUUGGCCGGUACCGAGAGGGCUGCGGGUUCGAGACCGCGCCGACACUGUACGGGUGAAAUCGCACUGCGUUGACGCUGGUCUGGUGAUCGACGGGAGCGUCUCGUUUCCCUUCAACGACGGCACGGAAGCCCUACUGGAGAUACACCCCGAGGACGCGCUCAUGACUGUGCACAUGGAUGAUGCGUUGCCAUAUUGAUGUUUAAGGUACCCUGUUGGAGCUUAAAAAAAAGACUACAAUUAGGCGCCAUUACGUGAUGCGUAAAAUACAAAACACGGUAAAAAGCUCUGAAGUUAAAAAUUGCCUUUAAAGUUUAUACCGGUUACAUAAUUGACAUUUUGUUGUCAAAGAAGUACCGUAUCUUAAGAUAUCGCAGUUUUUUUUCACAGAAGUACGUCCCAACCAACAAAUCCCAUUUCGUAACUAGUUACGAAAAAGGAAUAUUUCAUAUUAGUUUCAUUACCAUUUUGGUAUUUAAUUAAAUACGUGGAUACUAAUACCAAUUAAAAAAAUAAUUCAUUAAUAGCAUAAAAUUCACAAAAACAAAAUGAAACUGGCAAUUAAAAGAACAUUACUAUAAUUAACAGUGCACAUAGUCACCAAUAUAUAUUUUUUACUUUUCCUAGCCUGUCCCUGUACCGCAUUUUUGCUUUUAUGAUUUCUGUGUCAAACCUAGGAAUGUUCUAGAUAUUUAGAUAAAUAAAAGUUUAUAUAUAGUCAUGAAAUUAUUUAUAAAUAAGGAUAGUGUAAUGUCAGCGAGUAUAAUACACAACAAAUAAUUAUUAUAUUUACAUAUACAUUCAUAUCUUAAAUGAAAAUAUCUUCAUUAUUUUACGCAAAAAAGUCCUGAACAUCUUUGUGAAAGUACUCGCUGUUCAAAAUUUUCUCUACCUGUGAUUUGUGCUUACGUUUUUUUUUAUAUCCUGAUGCAAGACUGAAUUAUUUUGCAUUGUAAUUAAUUUAUUGUAAGUUUAUUCAUUUAAGAUGUAAGAAGAUAUUGCGAGCGCAGCUAUAAGUAAAUUUCACACUUACAACUCACUCAUAUUGUUUUAUAUUACAACUCGUUAUUAAUAUAAAACAAAAUAUAAUUUCUCAUGCAAGGACGAUAGACAGAUAGAUAGAUUUAAAAAUACUUAAUUUAGAUUUCCGAACUGUUUUGUUCCAUACUAUGAUGCAAUAUUGUAUUUAGCAUAAAAUACAUUUAAUAACUUUUUUUCUGCACAAAAAACGCAAUAUGUUUGUUUAUAAUAAAUUAGUUGUAUAGUUAUUUUUGUUCCGAAUGUGCAAUAAACUUUUAUUUAAAAUUUAGUUCCUUAAGUCAAUUUAAAAAGUUGUUAAGUACUCAAAAAUCACUGUAAAAGUGUCCUUAUUGUAACCAAUGACCCUCUUCAGUGAGAGUUUCUGAAUGAAGGAAUAUUGUAGGUACCAUGAACUUAAGAUCAUUUGCAUUUUUGUGAUGUUACUUAAGAUAAUGUAUUGUGUUUCAUGUUUUUAUGAUUCCAUUUUUAUACCUCCAUACUUUUUUAUGGCCAAUAUGUUUGGUUUAAUAUACUGCAGUUAUAAAUAAAAUAA
This is a messenger RNA of Cydia pomonella (codling moth), 3068 nucleotides long. RefSeq names its product NAD kinase 2, mitochondrial (gene Nadk2). Gene Ontology annotation, molecular function: NAD+ kinase activity. The coding region runs from base 390 to 1694 and encodes 434 amino acids. NCBI's taxonomy places the organism in Eukaryota, Metazoa, Arthropoda, Insecta, Lepidoptera, Tortricidae. The transcript is spliced from 11 exons. Gene Ontology annotation, cellular component: mitochondrion. The record is from RefSeq and is a predicted model, not a curated record. Gene Ontology annotation, biological process: NADP+ biosynthetic process; NAD+ metabolic process.